Molecule: messenger RNA, 2058 nt
Organism: Rotaria sp. Silwood1
Lineage: Eukaryota; Metazoa; Rotifera; Eurotatoria; Philodinida; Philodinidae
Source: the annotation of a GenBank genome assembly
AUGAUUUUUUUUAAAGAACCUACUGCUGAUGAUCAAACAAUCAAUUCUGUGAUUGACAUGGAUAUCGAUUCUCCAUCGUCUCAAGGAUUAUAUGAUCAUGAUGAACGUUUUCGAAUACCAACACCACCGCCACCAUUGCCACCACCAUUAACACUCCCACCAUUACCAUCUACAAAUGCAACAAUCUAUACUCAACCAUUAACAUCUCUUAUUUUUACUAGUACAUUAUUAAAUGAGUCAAAUAAAAUUUUUAAUAAUUCAUGUCAUAAGUCAAUUGAACAAUAUCAACCAAAUGAAAUCAUAUUACCAAAUUCACAUUUAAUACCAAAAUCAGAAUCAAUAAUUAUUUCACCAGAUGAAACAGUUUUUAAAACAUGUUUAGGACACUAUGAAUCAUCAUCAAGUGAAAAUAGUCUUAUUGAUGAUAAUCAUUCAUUAUCUGUAAAUGAUAAUAUACAACAAGAAGAAAAUAUACUUUUACCAUUAAUGAAAACUUCAUCAAUAAAUAUGCAAGAUGAUUCAAAUCGAUCACGUGAUGAAUUUGUUCGAUUACUAACACAAGAAGCUUAUAUAUCAAAAUCAUCAAGUCCAGAUAAAAAUCAAAAUACUCAUAAACGUUCAUAUAAUUAUCAUUAUCAUCAUUAUCAUCAUCAUAAUCGUAGACGAUCAUUUGAUGAUAAUGGCAAUACACGAAAACAUAUGUCAUCAAAUCAUUCAAAUUCUCAUCAAUUUUAUUCAAAUUCAUCAAAUAAUAAAAAUCGAAAUAGACCUGUUAAAUCAUCACAUACAAAAAUUUCUUCAACACGGACAGUAACACUUACUUCAAAAUUAUUAAAUGAUGAACGACAAAAUAUUGAAACAGUAAAAGAUAAUAAACAAAAUGAUGUCGAAGAUGAACCAAUGAUUAAACGUAUAAAAAUUGAUUCCCAUUCUCCAUCAAGAUCAUCAUCAUCAUCAUUAACAAAUACAAAAACUAAAAUUGAAAAUACAGAUGAAACUAUUGAAAAAGAUUUAAGUCUUAAAUCUAUAGUAACUAUUCCAACAACUAAUAAUGAUCAUGAUUAUCGACAUGAUAUUCAUGAAAAACGACGAACAACUAGUAAUUCUAAUCAAUCAAUAACAGAUAAUUCAAUAAAUAAAUCUUCACGUUCACGUUCGAAAUCAAAAGAUCGACGACGACGAUCAUCAUCAAUAAAUUCACAUAGUUCAUCAAUAAAAAAUUCUAAAGUAAUAUCAAAAUCAAAAACUUAUUUAAAAUCAUCAAAAUCAUCACCAAUAUCAAGUCGAACACCAUCAUCAAAUGAUAAUUAUCAUCGACAUCACCAAAUUAAAUCAAGAUAUCAACAUCAAUAUGAACGAAAACGAUCAUUUGAUUUAUUAAAUCAUCAACAUAAACAAUAUAAAAAUCAAUUAUUAAAUCGAUAUGAUAAUAAUAAUCUAUUUCAUGAAACAUCUGAUAGAAAUUCUUUACCAUCAUCAUAUUAUCAACAUAAUGUACAUGAUUUAGUCGAACCUGACAAUUUACAACAUGAUCAACAACAACAACCUAUACGUCAUAAAAGAUAUAAUUAUAAUCAUCAAUCAGUUGCUGAUCAUCCACGUUUUGCAAAUGCAAAUAUUCUAUCUCCACCAAAACCACUAAUGGAUUUUCAUUAUCCAAAAUCAUCAACACAUAAUCGUAGUUCUUCACCGGUGACCAUGCAAGACCGAAAUAUUAAUUCAUCAUAUUAUCAAAAUAAUUAUAUUAAUCAAACUGAAUCAAGAACAAAAAAUUAUUCGAAUUCUUACGAUCCAAAAGAAUCGAAUACAAUAAAAUGUUUACAAAAAUUUCUUGAAAAUGAAACAAAUGAAUCAUAUAUACAACAACAAAUGGAUUAUUCAGUAAAUGAAAAAGCUAACUAUUCAUCUUCAACAAUGAAUAAUGAUAAUUCACAAUGGUCUUCUUCAAAAACAAAAUCUGAUAGAAUUGUACAAAAUAAUAAUAAUAACAAUAAUCAAAAAUUUACUUGUAGUGAUGCUGAAAAAUUAUUAACUAUGGUGCAACGAUUACGUAAUUAA